AUGUUUGCUCUUCUUCCCACAGAGGUUAUGAAGCCUCAGGAGGGGGAGCUAGUCAGUGAGAUCUCCAAGGCUGUGGAAAUACUUUUCCUUUCUGAGGACAAUGGCCACCUACACACCCAGCUCCAGGGCCUGGUGUCAGAGCUGAAGGUGGGCUUCUCCAGUGCUUUAUAUGAGCUGAGUCAGAUCCAGCAUGGAGACAGUGAUAUCAGGGAGGAGGUGGGAGAAGCCCGGAGGAGCUGUGAGAGAAAGGCCCUGCGCAUGGAGACCCUGGUUGAAUCUCUCAGGGAUGAACUGGGAGAGAUGCGUUGCCAGAUCCUGCAACUCUGUGGUAGCAACAAGCAGAGGUCUCCAAUACAGCAGGAGGUAAAGGUGACGCAAUCAGCUCUGGCAACCCAGAGAGACAGUGAUACAGGUCUUGUGGUGAAUGGGAGGAGCCACUGUGAGUGCAGUGCCAGCAGCAGUACAUCCUCCUCUUCGAACCGGGGCAGAGUCCUGCUCCACUGCUACCUGCAGGGGCUCAAGGCAGGGAUGUAUGAGGGGACAGAUGCAAGGCACCAAGUGACGAUGCAGCUUCUCCACUCAGAAUGGGAAUACGUGUCAACCUUAAACCAGCUCUACGACAAGUACAGAACACCUCCUGCUCUGCAAAUGGACCUGGAGCCAUAUCAGAAUUACCUGAAGUUUGUGGAGGAGUUGCUGCAACGCCACCUUCUGUUCAGAAACACUCUGGAGCAGAGGUUGUCUGCUCACGACUGGAAAGGCCUGGUGGGAGACAUCUUUGUCCAACUCGUAGGCCACAAUGACUCCUCUUUCUUGGACAUUUACCACGGAUACACAACAGCUCUGGCCACAUUUCUUUCUAUAGAAUUCAACAGAAUAAUGCUCAAUGGGAAAAUACAAAGCACACAGAGCUAUACGAAGGAAAGAGAGGAAGUUCAACUGUUCUCUCUGCUGUUGGCGCCAGUCUCUCGAAUCCACAGCUACUUAACCCUUAUUCAGAGUCUGUUGCAGUGGACUGACAGCGAUCACCCAGACUGCAGCCUCCUCCAGGGGUCAGAGAGGGUCCUGAGGAGCAUCCUUUCCCGCUGUCACCUCAUCCUGGAGGACGAUGUUCGAUGGGGAGACGGAGGAAGAAUGGCCGGGCCCAGUGGCAGCUGCUCUGCCUGCCCCUGUGCCAAGUCGUGCGAUCACAGAAGCCAGCUCUGCCCUGCCACGGACACACAGAAACACAGACAGGAGUCCCGUGAUGCUGCUGGGAAACGAGAGGAACAACAGCCACGUCUUUCUAACUGUGCCGCCGGCUGCCAGAGCAUGCCUGUUGCCCGUUGGUCUACCGGUACUGUACGGAAGAAGAGCUGUUACAGAGACCGGACAGGGGGGACCUUCCAGUCUCAUCUCCGUGACUCCGGCGGCCUGGUCUACGGUGGGGACAUCAGCGCCUUCCUCCAUACGGCACCCCCUGGGUGGGGACAGCGACUCUGGACAGGAGUCUCCGAGCCAGGCCACGGGGGUUAA
Oncorhynchus masou masou (cherry salmon) is the source of this 1515-nucleotide messenger RNA. Its product is annotated as rho guanine nucleotide exchange factor 33-like. Lineage: Eukaryota; Metazoa; Chordata; Actinopteri; Salmoniformes; Salmonidae. Bases 1 to 1515 code for a protein of 504 amino acids. The record is from RefSeq and is a predicted model, not a curated record. The transcript is spliced from 12 exons. Gene Ontology annotation, molecular function: guanyl-nucleotide exchange factor activity.